UGGUUGCGGUUGUAUUGUCAGUUAAUUAAAAGUAAAACUAUGGUAGCAGAUGAAGACUUCUUGUUCCAGAAUCUUCAGUGCUCGGCAAUAUGUCUUGCAAAGAUGGACAACGUGCCGUUGGAGAAAGUGCUGGAAACAUUACUUGAUGGUGUAGACGAAAGUGAAAAGCCAUUGAAUCAUAAUGUUCGAACAAAAUUAAUCGCAUGUGGAAUUUAUUUGUUAUAUGCUAAUGGACGACACUUGACUGAUUUGAUUCCUGUUCUUCUAAAAGUGUACAGUCGUUUACCCCAUUUAAAAUGGAUCGAUGAUGGUGUUCCAAAUAGACAAGAUAAAAUACCAAUUCAAGAACAGUUUGCAUUAUGCAUCAAUACCAUUCUUAGUGAGCUUGCUGCAAAUUAUGAGGACGUACGUGAUUUAAUUAUAUCAACACAAAUUGAACUACUUGCUGUUAUUUCCAAUAUUAUUGUUGAUAUUUGUGAUCAAGUUGAACCUCUGUUCCAAACGAAAUGUUAUAUGAUACGAGUUGUUUGUUUAAUGAUGGGAUUGCUUCGGGCAUUUGGACGUUAUAGUCAUAGUAAAGAUUAUCCUCUUAUUUCGGCGAUGUAUCCCGUUCCAUUCACAGUUUCCAAACCUGAUAGUGUAAAUACUGCAGAAACUUGUAGUAGAAAAGGAAUAUUUCGAUUGACGACUGACUCCGAGAACCUGUUUUGGAAUGAUGGCAGCAGUACUGAAAAACAAAAUCAGCUGGAACGUUUCAAAAAGAUGUUUUCUAAGUAUGCGAGCAGUUUCAUGUUACCAGUCUCCAAAAUUGAUGAUGACGAUACUCCACCGAGAUUCAAGUUCACUAUUGCUGAGCUAAAUUCUUUGUCAGAUAUUAUGGAGCGCCUGCUAAGAAAACCGCUAUUGGAUAUUAUGGACACAUAUGCUGUUGAUAUUUAUAUGGCCGGACAAAUCAAACGUUCACCUUAUAAGACCAUAUCAGAAUGUCUUUCUCUCGUUUUUUUAACAGCUGCGAAAGAUGCUUAUUCACCCUAUGAUAUGUUAAAGCCUGAAAAGUCUCUGCCACAAAAAUUGGCAUGUGAGGUGAAGACUUUUGCUACAGAACUGUAUUCAAAGGGAGAAAAUUUUUUAAUUACUCAAAAGUCGAACGAAGAUGAUAAAAAAUCGCGUUCUUCUUUACUAAUCAGUCGGUCAAAAAUGAAUGUUCUUUGCAGUUCAGUGUGUCUUGAACUUAUGGUUUGGGCUACAUAUGAUGAAAUCGAUGCGGAAUCACUCCAUGCCAGAAUAGCAGAUCGAUUAUGGCAUGGUCAUGGACAUCGUCAGUCAUUAGCAAAGAUACCUUUAAUGAUGAUGGCUUUGAAUGCACUUGGCUUACUUGCUGUUAAAUUUCCAACUAUCGCUGCAACUCUAACAAUUAACAAUCUCAGCCAGUUUUUGGUUGAGCCUUCUCCAAUUCUUUCGAAAUUUGCUGUCGAUCUAGGUGCUAUGGAAAGGCGUGUUUUCGGUGAAGGAGAUCGUAAAGAUGAAGAAAUGGCAAGAAAAAAAUUGAUUUUUGAAAAUUUGAGGAAAGUGGCAAUAAAAUCUCUCUGCAGGCAUUUGUUUGUAAUUGCCAAUAAAGACUCAAAUUAUGAAUCGGCGCUUGCCUUAGAAAAUGCAGUGCGCAUUAUUGGUGGUAUUGGCUCUGCAUUAGUUGAUGUCAAAAAUGUUCCUCAACUUGCUUUUAAUGUUUUUCAACAAGCAUUCAAGGAAACUUCAACUAAUCACGAUCUUAUCGUUGCGGAAUUGGCUAAUAUGUGGAUAGCUGGCGCGCGUGACAUAUAUGAUGUAAUUUGGCUGCUCUUUACGAAAAUAACGAUCGAAUCAAGUAGUCGAGCUUAUUCUACUGAAGCGACAGAGAGUACGGAGCAUCGUUAUGCAUAUUUAUCUUUGGCCGUUGAUAAUGCAAUGGCCAGUAUAGCGGACAAUGUAAAUAACGAUGAUGACAAAAUGACACUUUUAUAUCGUUUUUUGGAGCUUUUUGUGCAAUUAGGGCAUGAAGGAAGGAAAGCAGGCGAAAAACUGGCAAAAGUUAUGAAGCUUUCCACUGGUGCAGGUAAUUUGGGUGUUUUAAUUCCAAAAAUAGCUUCGUUACUUCAUAGAUCAGCGACGAUACAUAAUCCUCCAGUUCGGCUACGCAAUUUGUUUCGUGACUUUUGGUUUUAUUGUACACUCUUGGGCUUUAAUGUUGCGCGAAUAGGUCUAUGGCCAGAAGAAUGGUAUGAAGCUGCCUGCGAAAUCGCUUGUAAGUCACCUGUACUGACUCCUCAAGAAAGUCUACGUGCCGAACUUGCUGCCAAUGCUACGGUCAAAAAUAACGAUGUUAUAUCGGCGGAAUUGCAAGAGAUAAGAGCUACAAUCUUGUCGGAAAUCUCUUCUGCUCCUGAAAUUGCAGUGGUUGUUAAUAAGUUGGAAUUCGCUCAUUGUAUUUAUCUUUUAUCAGUUUUUCGCAUGGAGUUUAUGCGAGCUUUGCAUUCUGAAGAACCUGGCGCAGUUCAUUCAAUAUUUCAGUAUCUAGAGGAUAAAUCGAUAAGAAAAGACAAAGAUGGGAUCUGGACCUGUCUUUUGACAGCUGCAAGAACUAUAUUUAGCAAGUACUUGAAAGUUACUAGUGAUCGAAGUCUAGAUUCAGCUCGCGAACGGCAGCUUGAACUUCAUGCACAGUUUUUGUUGGUCAUGUUCAAUCAUCAUCUCAAAGAAGUAAGAAAGUGCGCUGAUACCUGCCUUACCAAUUUAAUUGGAAGCUUUCCACAUUUACUUUGGAAUGGAAACGUUAUAAAUGUUGUAUUGCAAGUGCUAGAAACGCUUUCAUACAAUUUAGAAAGUGAUGUAGAUUGCAAAAAAAUGUUUUUAACAUUUCCUUCUUUACAGUGGACUUUGCAACUGCAGGAUACCUUGGACCAACGAAAAUUAGUAGUUCAAGACUUUUCUUUGCGUUGUGAGCAAAUUCUUCAAGAAGCAAUUAAAUGGGCACCUGGUAGUACUCGCAGUUAUUUAGUUAAAUAUAUUGGGAAUACCAGUUCUGUUUAUAAUGAUAGCUUUCGCUUGACUGUAGAAGCUGUAUUGAAAGGUCUAAACGAUAUGCCUAACAGUUCAAUGGAUACCUGUCCGUCAUUCUAUCUUUCAUCUCUCUGUCUGAGAUCCUUGUAUCUUGGUAAGGUGAAAGGAAUGAUAGAAACGCUUUUGGUUCAGGAAAAUGCCAAGCCUGAAGAACGCCUUGCAAAUUUUUUUGAAAAAGAGCUAGAGAAAGCAUAUGAAACAGGCUGUGAUAAAGCGUUGUCAGAAUCUAUUCUGAAAUUGGCCGCCCUGUUUAUUUUAAUGAAAGAAACUGCCAGCAGAAAACUGAAUGGUCAUUUGCUACAUAUUCUUGUUUUUAUACCGUUGAAGCAUUUCUCGGCCUCGACAAUGCGCCUUUGCGUAGUUAUGUGGAAUUGGAUUCUUGUUUCUCGAGAUGAUAUUCAGCUUGAAUUUCUUCGUGAAAUGGCAGCAUGUUGGACAAAUGUAGCUCUGAAUCAGUUAGGAAUUUUUCAGUGUGAUCAAAAACACAUAUCUCCUUUGACUUUACAGUAUCCCUUAACUUCAAAACAGUUGUCGCUUCUUCCUCAUAGUAUUUGGAUUGAUUUUUUAGCCGAGAGAGUGGAUAUCGCAAAAUAUUCUAACAGGGAACAAUUGGACAUUUUUGAGUUGAUGUUUGCUCAGACUCUUCCAUUGAGUGUGGGUCCUUCAAAAGCUGACACCAAUUCAUCGUUAUAUAUUUUUUCUGACUUGACGCUCUCUAGAGUGAAUUUAACCCAUGUGGCAAUGACGAGGAAUGUUGAGUCAGUGGGGUUAAGAUGCCGGCUUCUUAAUUGCGUACUUUCCAUGAUACAACGUGAUUCGAUAUCAGUUUGCAUUUCAAAGAAUAUUUUGCGACAACGUGUCUAUUAUUCUAUGCUAGAUUACUUCUCUGUUGCCGCUCAAACUCCAACACAGAAUACAACACAUUUAAAAAAUGAUGUGCGGUGGAUGAUAACAUUUUGGAAUACCCUUUUUUCUGAUGUCAAAUAUAUUAGAAAAGAGAUAUUUGCUAACAUUGAUACGGAGCUUAACUUGGAAUCACUUCAACAAAUUUUAAACGACAAUUACAAGUCGAGUUCACGCAAUAACCGAGCUGAUACGCAAGCUCGUAAUGCAUUAUCAAGCUGCAGUUCAAAUUGGGUAACACUUGUAGCUGCACAAGGUAAAGCUGAUUUGUUGAAGAAGAAUGAUCUCACUACUGAUCCUAACUGUUCUAAUUCAAGUAAACAUGCGGAACAGCAAAUGAAGUUAUACAAUCGCCAUCGAAAUUUGUUACUUAUAUUUAUUGCAAAUGAAAUUGAAAGACUUAGUGCCUGGUUGAAUCCGCUUGGUGAAGCAUUGAGUGCAGAAGAAUUAAACAUCGAACAAUGGCGGAAAUCGACAUUUCCUGACAUAAGAACUGAGACCAAGCUCUUGCGCGAAAAUGUAAAAAUCGCAUGGCAAAUUUCUCCUGCAUUGGCUGUGUACAUGCCAUCAAGGGAAGUAAUGUUUCGUACAUGCCCUGCUUGUCAACACACUGUGCAGGAAUUGCUCAUUAGCUCACCUGAAUUAGUAUCUGAUUUGCCCGAAGCUCUUCCUUUGAUGUUAGGUGAAGGAGAGAUUUUAGAAGAAAAAACAGAAGAUCUUAAAACAUUGAGUCAUGUUUUAACAUGGUCAGAAUGCGAUCCAGUAAUGGCUCUAUCAUUACUGGGAGCUCGACAGUAUCCAACUCACCCAAUCACAGUACAAUAUGCUGUUCGUGUUUUGAGGUCAUAUCCUCCAGACGUGCUUAUGCUGUAUAUUCCACAACUUGUUCAAGCUGUACGUCAUGACAGGAUGGGAUAUGUUGCUGAGCUCAUCAUGUGGUUAGCUAAUCACUCACAACUCUUGGCUCAUCAGUUAUUGUGGAAUAUGCAAGCAAAUAUGUACAGGGACGAAGAAUCAAAAGAAAAGGAUCCUGAUUUGCAUGGACCAUUGAGUGACUUGAUCAACAAAAUAGUAUCCAGUUUGGAAGGUGCUGCGAAAAGAUUUUACAAUAGCGAGUUUGAUUUUUUCAAACGUAUAAUUGAUGUGUCUGGAAAAAUAAGACCAUUCCCGAAGGGCGAAGCUAGGAAGAAAGCUUGUUUAAAUGCGCUUGCUGAAAUACGCUUGGAGACAGUCACUUAUCUGCCGUACAAUCCAGAAGCAGUAAUUCUUGAAAUUGAUUACAAAAGUGGAAAUCCAAUGCAAAGUGCUGCAAAGGCACCUUUCUUAGCGCGAUUUAAAGUUCGUCAUUGUGGUAUUCAAAAACUGGAACGUUUAGGGAUCGCUGUACACCAGCAGAAGUAUGCUCCAGAAACAAAUUUGGGAUUUUUUGCUGAACUCGAAGAUUGCCAUGUUUCUUGGCAAGCAGCUAUUUUCAAAGUUGGUGACGAUGUACGCCAAGAUAUGUUAGCUCUUCAGUUGAUGCAUUUGAUGCGCAAUAUUUUUGAUUCUGUUGGACUAGACGUUCGUUUGUUCCCGUACAGAGUGGUGGCUACUUCGCCUGGUUGUGGAGUGAUUGAGUGUGUUCCGAAUUCAAAGUCAAGAGAUCAAUUAGGACGGCAAACAGAUUUCGGUUUAUAUGAAUACUUUUUGACAACUUAUGGUGAUGAAAACACAGAAAGUUUACAAGUUGCAAGAAGAAAUUUCAUUCGUAGCAUGGCAGCAUAUAGUUUGUUCAGCUUCUUGCUACAAAUCAAAGAUCGACAUAAUGGAAACAUUAUGAUUGACAGUGAUGGCCAUAUCGUUCAUAUCGAUUUCGGUUUCAUGUUUGAAAGCAGUCCUGGAGGCAAUCUUGGAUUUGAACCAGAUUUCAAACUUUCUCAAGAAAUGGUUGCCAUUAUGGGCGGAAAAAUGGAAGCUCCAAGUUUUCGACUGUUUGCCUCUCUGUGUGUGCAGGCAUAUUUAGCAGUCCGACCAUACUACAAAGCAUGUAAUUUUCAUUCUAAAGCGUUCAUCGCAUUGGUAUCUUUAAUGCUGGACACACAUCUGCCAUGCUUUCGUGGUAAAACUAUACAACAGUUUCGAGAUCGAUUUGCUCCACAAAUGUCAGACCGUGAUGCUGCGAAGUAUAUGAUGAGCAUAAUAAGAAAUUGUUUCUUAAAUGUGCGGAGCAAAAUGUAUGACCAACUACAGUAUAUACAAAAUGAAAUACCCUAUUAA
Molecule: messenger RNA, 6255 nt
Organism: Thelazia callipaeda (thelaziosis nematode)
Lineage: Eukaryota; Metazoa; Nematoda; Chromadorea; Rhabditida; Thelaziidae
Source: the annotation of a GenBank genome assembly